Molecule: messenger RNA, 3308 nt
Organism: Anguilla rostrata (American eel)
Lineage: Eukaryota; Metazoa; Chordata; Actinopteri; Anguilliformes; Anguillidae
Gene: appbp2
Product: amyloid beta precursor protein (cytoplasmic tail) binding protein 2
Exons: 13
Coding region: 518-2284 (588 amino acids)
Biological process (GO): intracellular protein transport; proteasome-mediated ubiquitin-dependent protein catabolic process
Cellular component (GO): Cul2-RING ubiquitin ligase complex
Molecular function (GO): protein binding; ubiquitin-like ligase-substrate adaptor activity
Source: RefSeq, a predicted model, not a curated record
AACCAACUUCGGAAGAAAUCACUGUAGCUUCAAACUGGACGCUUAUGCGUUGCCUACUGCAUUAAAAGAGACCGUGUUCGACACUAUGGAACACAGGUGCAAGCGGUUCCACAUGCACACAAAUACCCACAUUGAAAGCAACUGACUGCCAUAGAUGAUCAAAAAGAUCAUACUAAUGAAAUUCUACGAGCCACCCAGAAACACUGUCAAAACCAUGAAACACAACCGCAAACGAUGUCCACGGUAACAGCGUCACGACGUCGACCAGUUAUGAAUAUGAGGGGAAAGAGGAGGGUUAGCUAGUAAUAUUGGGUGUUAGCUUUGGGAGAAACAUGGGAUUAAAUGGCACAGGGUUGAACUCAAAAUCCAGACCAAGUAUCGUUCGAGUUUUGUCCCCGAGUAUGAAAGGCGAGGGUAUAGGAGGAGUUUCAGAGAAAGUGAAACCAACUUGACAAGUUAGCGGAGGAAGUGAAAGGUCUGAGGUCGGCUUCUCCUCCUGGCCAGAAAAGGAAAAAGGAUGGCCGCCGCGGAGCUCCAGUGGAUCCCAGAGACACUGUAUAACACUGCAGUUUCAUCAGUGGUGGACAAUUACAGCCAGUCGCGAAUCCGUUCCCUUCCCGAAAAUAUACAGUUUGAUGUGUACUAUAAGCUCUACCAGCAGGGCCGCCUCUGCCAGCUGGGCGAGGAGUUCUGCGAGCUGGACGUCUUCGUCAAGGUUCUCCGAGCUUCAGACAAGAGGCACCUCCUGCACCACUGUUUCCAGGCGCUGAUGGACCACGGCGUGAAGGUGGCCUCUGUGCUGGCCAGCUCCUUCAGCCGGCGCUGCGCCUGCAUCGACGCGUCCGACGUGCGGGCCCAGGAGACAGCCGUCCAGCUCGGCUUCCUUUUGGGCGGGUUCCUGUCGGACGCGGGCUGGCACGGCGACGCGGAGCGGGUGUUCCUGGCCUGUCUGCAGCUCUGCUCCCUGCACGAGGAGGUCCUCCACUGGCGCCGCGCUGUGGAGUGCUGCGUCAGGCUGCUCCACGUGCGCAACGGGAACUGCAAGUACCACCUGGGGGAGGACACCUUCAAAGUAGCCGAGGCCUACAUGGACAAGCUGGCCGAACGCGGCCACCGGGCCAACAGGGCCGCUCUGUACGGGGAGCUGUGCGCGCUGCUAUUCGCCAAGAGCCAAUAUGACGAGGCAUACAGGUGGUGCAUAGAGGCCAUGAAGGAGGUGACUGCGGGCUCUCUGCCCGUCAGAGUGCAGGUGGACGUCCUGAGGCAGGCCUCAAAGGCGUGCGUGGCGAAGCGAGAGUUCGGCAAGGCGGAGGAGCUGAUCAAGCACGCGGUGUUCCUGGCACGGGAACAUUUUGGCCAGAAACACCCCAAAUAUUCGGACGCGUUGCUGGACUACGGCUUCUACCUGCUCAACGUAGAUAACAUCUGUCAGUCUGUCGCGGUUUACCAGACGGCCCUGGAUAUUCGGCAGUCUGUCUUCGGGGGGAAGAACUUUAACGUGGCAUUGGCCCACGAAGACCUGGCCUACUCCUCCUACGUGCACCAGUACAGUUCCGGCAAAUUCGACAACGCCCUAUUCCACGUGGAGCAUGCCAUAGACAUCAUCACUCACAUCCUGCCUGAGGACCAUUUGCUGCUGGCUUCAUCCAAACGGGUCAAAGCCCUUAUCCUGGAGGAGAUUGCCAUCGACUGCUACAACAAGGAGAUGGAGGGGAGUCUCCUGCAGGAGGCGCACGACCUCCACCUCUCCUCCCUCCAUCUGGCCAAAAAAGCCUUCGGGGAGCUCAACGUCCAGACCGCCAAGCACUACGGCAACCUGGGCCGGCUCUACCAGUCCAUGCGCAGGUUCAAGGAGGCGGAGGAGAUGCACGUCAAGACGAUCCAGAUCAAGGAGCAGCUCCUGGGCCAGGAGGACUACGAGGUGGCCCUCUCCGUGGGCCACCUGGCCUCGCUCUACAACUACGACAUGAACCAGCACGAGGCCGCCGAGAAGCUGUACCUGCGCUCCAUUGCCAUCGGUAAGAAGCUGUUUGGAGAAGGCUACAGCGGGCUGGAGUACGAUUACCGGGGCCUCAUCAGGCUGUACGGCUCCCUGGGGGACUUUGAGAAGGCGCUGGAGUACCACGACGCGCUCUCCGGCUGGAGCCGGCUGAGGGAGCGGCGGCCUGCGGCGGCCGACGCCCUGGAGGACGCCGGCGCCGGCCCGCGGUCCACCGAGGAGGUGGCGCAGCUGUUCCUGCGCUCGCAGCAGAGCCACGCAGCGCCGCGCUCCUGCUGCGGCUGAUCGCCCGGACGCGCCUGCACGCGCGAGCAGGCGUAUACACACGGGACAGGACGGACGGACGGACAGAGACACGCACACAGUUAUCUAAUCUCAUUUUUUGGGACCUCUUUAUCUUGACCGGAGUAUGGAAGCAGAACUCACCCUUUGUAACUCGUGUACAAUUUAUCUUAUGUUUGUUUUGAAGUUUUUAAAAGAUUUUAUCAACUUUUUACCUUGGUGGUGAUUUUUGUAACAAACAGGAGUAGCCUUUGUACUCUGUGAGAAUACUUGUUUGUGCCACUCCUGCAGCCUGGCGUCUUUCACAACGGAACAAGCUCCGUACACCAGGAGCUCCGCCCAGUUACACACUUCUGCAGCAGAAAGAGGGCCUGCUGGGCGGGGCUUGUGGGUUGGCUCCUCCUUUUUGUAGGGGAGAAGAGUGUGUGGGGCUGUGCUAGUGUGGGCGGAGCUUGUGGGUUGCUCCUCCCUGUUGUAGGGGAUGUGAGUGGGUGGGGCUGUGUGAGUGUGGGCGGAGCUUGUGGGUUGCUCCUCCCUGUUGUAGGGGAUAUGAGUGGGUGGGGCUGUGCAAGUGUGGGUGGAGCCUGUGGGUUGCUCCUCCCUGUUGUAGGGGAUAUGAGUGGGUGGGGCUGUGCAAGUGUGGGUGGAGCCUGUGGGUUGCUCCUCCCUGUUGUAGGGGAUAUGAGUGGGUGGGGCUGUGCAAGUGUGGGUGGAGCCUGUGGGUUGCUCCUCCCUGUUUUGGGGGGGGUGGGGGUGGGUGAAGUUACUGGAACCAGAAGGGGUUCUACUAGUGGGCACUUUGCAUUUCCCAAAAGACAUGAACAUUCCUUUAUUCCUUGUGCCCUUAAAUUGUUUUAUAAAUUAUCUAUUUAUUCAAGAGAUUAUGCCCUUAAUUUCAUGCUUUUUGCGUACGAUGUUGAUCGCUGUUAUGUUUGACACAUCUCAGGGUUCACUGUUUAAAAACUGUGUUUUUAUGCUGCUGUACCCUGCCUUGUCAAACUUUAAUAAAUGAAACUUGAAACUUAAA